AUAGAUCACAGGUAACACAUGAGAGUCAUUCAUUUGAGUGGAAAUCUCACAGCUGUUGGGUAGGCAGAAAAAAGGACCUCUUCAUUAAGGAUUAAAAUGUAUAGGCCAGCACGAGGACCAACGAAUUCAAGAUUUCUGAAUCCAUACGUAGUAUGUUUCAUUGUCGUCGCAGGGGUGGUGAUCCUGGCAGUGACCAUAGCUCUACUUGUCUACUUUUUAGCUUUUGAUCAAAAAUCUUACUUUUACAGAAGUAGCUUUCAACUCCUAAAUGUUGAAUAUAAUAAUCAAUUAAAUUCUCCAGCUACCCAGGAAUACAGGACUUUGAGUGGAAGAAUUGAAUCUCUGAUCACUAGAACAUUUCAAGAAUCAAAUUUAAGAAAUCAGUUUGUCAGAGCUCAUGUUGUCAAACUGAGGUGAGUGGAA
This is a messenger RNA of Carlito syrichta (Philippine tarsier), 423 nucleotides long. Its product is annotated as transmembrane protease serine 11D-like. The record is from RefSeq and is a predicted model, not a curated record. The coding region runs from base 97 to 417 and encodes 106 amino acids. Lineage: Eukaryota; Metazoa; Chordata; Mammalia; Primates; Tarsiidae. The transcript is spliced from 4 exons.